Heterocephalus glaber (naked mole-rat) is the source of this 3876-nucleotide messenger RNA. The record is from RefSeq and is a predicted model, not a curated record. NCBI's taxonomy places the organism in Eukaryota, Metazoa, Chordata, Mammalia, Rodentia, Bathyergidae.
GUGCACGCCGCCCUGCCCGCCGCUGCCGGGACAAUGGCGGGGUCCUCGGUGGCAUCCUCGGCGGCCCCGGGCUCGGGUCCCCGCGCGGCAGGGCCAGGGCCGGGCGCACGCUUGGGCGCAGGGACUCAGCCUCCACGCGCGAGCGUCCCCACCGGGCCCGCGAUGGCGCGACAUCGCCACCAACUUUCCCGGCUCCCGCGGCCCGGCUCCGCCGCGGGCUCCUUAAGGUGGCACAGGGCUGCCCGGGCUCCGGGGCGCACUCCUUCCCCGCCGCCGCGCCCGCGCGCCAGUCCUCCUUAAGAGCGAGCACGUGGGCAGGGGCCGCGGCCCCGCGACUGCCCCGGGCGUCGGCGGACACGCGCCGCGGCGGCCGUGGGCGAGUCCGUGUGGAUGCUCCCCGCCGGCCCGAGGCGCCUCCAUCCCGCCCGCACACCUUGGCGCCUCCCAGUCUCCGGACCCCAGGGACGCCCACGGCUAGCCGCCUGCGCGCUGGUCCCCCUUAAGAAGCGCUGACUGUACGGCGGCGCCAGAGGGCCAAACUCGAUUAGAUUUCGGGAAACGCGCUCAGGGCCAAGCUGGAAACCUGGGAUCCGCGCGCGGACCACGAAGAGCCGCGUCGCCAACAGCACCAGGUACCCUGUGCCACUCGCUAGAACGACCCCGGCGCACCCGAGGGGCGCCGUACCCGCGGCUUGGGAGGCGUCGGAGCCUCAGGAAGAAGAGGGGUCCCGGGAAGGAACCCGGCUCCGGACCCCAGGGAAGUCCGCGCCGGACCGCCCCCCCCCCCCCCCGCCUCAAGGAGCGCGCGCGAGCCAGGAGGCGAUCGAAGCCCGGCGGAGGACGAGGAAGCUGGCCGGAAGGGCCCCAGGCCGUAGGGUAGGGGCCCCUGGGGUCUGGGCCGGACUCCUCCGGUUCUCCUCCCAAACUGCGCCGCCCCGCCCCCACUCCGCCGUCUGGGCGCGGGAGGCCGUGGACCGCGCACCUGGCCGCGCACCACACCCCGGGCCGCCCGGACCCCGCCGCAGGCGCCGUCUGAAAACUUCUUAAAGCCUGUGCUCCGCAGAAACGAGAAGGGGAGCCGCCCGCCGCGGCACUGCGUGUCCUCAGCCUCCGCCGGCCUCGCGAGGCCGGGUCCUCACCUCGCCCACUCGGAUCCAAGGCCGGGACCGCGAGGGUCGCUGCUGAUCGCGCGCACUGCUUCUGGGCGUGCAGAGCGCCCGCCAGCAUCUAUCCUGUUUGAUUCGUCACUAUUAUUAUAUCUGAUGAUGCGAAGGCUGGAACGCUCAACCCGAAGUCAUUAAUGAGCUAUUUUAUCAACACCGCUGUGGGGAUCUUCAUUUACAUUCGCCCAGGAUCGCGGCGCUCACCUCCCGGCUCUCGUCAACAGCGCGGGUGCGGGACUUCGUCCGUCAGCGCUCUUACAACACCAUGGGCGCACUGUUAAUCGCUUAAUACUUUAUAAAGUGCCUCUUCCUUUCUCUGUGGCCUGCACUCCUAACUCAACUCGUAAUGACCACGUUGCUUGAUUUCUCCCUGUGGACACUGAGGUUUCAUGGCCCUGGCUCUGCACCCGGUGGACACUGUCUCGGAUGCCUGCCCAGGACCUCGAAGGACUGGCGUGGGAUCGAAGGGCCCAGCACGGACACCCGGCCUGGGAAGGCCCAGCGAAUCCCCAGCUCCACAGCUCCCAGGUUCGUGUCCAGGCGUUGUGCCCUCUACACCCUGGACAACACGCGGGCACCCCUCGGGGACAGGGACAGUCAGCGGCAUUGUCAGCCUUGGAAGGAUUCCAGGCGUGGCCUGGGCCUGCCCAGCCUAGUCUGCCUGGCGGGGGGGGGGGGGGGGGGUGGUCACUGCCUGGCAGGGGGUCACUGUCCCCAAAAGCCUACCAGCUCUGAGGCCUAGGCCAGUUCGCCCAGGGCUGUCAUGGAGAGGGGAGGCCAGCACUUCCAGGCCCACUGCUCAGGGCGCUGACCCAGGCUGGGGACAGGCCCUGGGACGCAGGUCUCUGCUGCCCCAGCCCCUCCCGACUGGAUUCGGGGAUACUUACUCGCCAUGGCAUCCGCGCACCUUCUGCGCACACGGCCCAGCAGAUCCACGCCGGCGACCCUUCCCGCUGGCCCGGCCUGCACGGGAUGGGGACACCGCAGGGGCGGCGGAUGGGGCGGCGGCGGUCCGCGCGGGGCGGGGACGCCCACGUGCAGAGCUCACGGGGGAGGGAGCCUGGCUCUAGCGGGGACAGCGGCAGCGACCCCCGCGCUCCAGCCCUUUGGCUGUCUUGCGGGGUCUCCUGAGCACCGGGUGGGCUCUGCGGCCGGGCCCCGCGGGCGGGUUUCUGCGUGGACGCCGCGUGCCAACGCCGCGGGAGCAGAAGGGCCGGGCCGGGCCCGGGGCGCGGGGCGGGAUCCUGCGGGGCUGGCACGGCCCGGCCAGGGACCAGGGCCUCGCCGCAGGUUGGGUCCCCACCCUACCAGGGCACUCAGGGGCCGCCCGCCCGCGUCCUCUCGCGACAGCGCCACCGCGUGGGCUGCGCGCCACCUGCGGCCCCGGUGCUGCGGGCCGGGUCCCGGAGCGGAGGCUGCUCCAGGCGUCCCUCCCUCCAUGCGAACCCGCGAUCGAGCGCGCUGUCCCGGCCCUGCCCAGGAGCGGCCCCGGGAGGCCCGGCGCGGCCUCCCUGCGCUCCCAGCCGCAGGACCAGCGCUCCUGGCCCCAGCCGCUCCCUGGAGACCGAGGGACCCUCGGGAACCUGGCCGGCGGGGGUCAGCCCGUCCCGGCGUGGCGAAGACAGAGUCGGCCGCUCUCGGGCGCUCUGGGCUGCGCGAAGCCCGGGGCCGCCUUGGUCGCGAGGCUGCCGCGCUGAGCUCCGGGUGGCGGUGACCACAAGGCCCCCUUCCCGCCCCAGCCUCGCAGACCUGGGAGCCCCCGGGACUCGGGCCUUCCCGGUGGGUGGGGCCCGUGAGAACAAAGCCAACUCCCGUCUUUCCUUUGCGGCCCACCCGCUCUCCCGCCCCAAGGUGGAGCCUGGCCCACGCCACUCGGGACGAGCGGCGCUGCGGCCAAGAGCACAGCCUCAUGACCCACGCAGACCUCGUCGUUCGGAAAGCCCGACACUCCUUAAAGCCAGUGCCCCUUAGCCCUUAGAGGUUCGGGCUGUCCCAGCGCCCGGCCAAUGCUGCCCUGCCUGCGCUCACCUCUGUGGCCAGUGGCUCCGCUGGCCCUGCCUGGCCUGGGGCGGCGGUCAGGUCAGCGCGGGCACCCGGAGAGCCGCCCAGGGCACCCGCCUGCCCGCAGCGUCGCCUCCACUCGGGCUGAUUCAAGAAACUAAUAAGGCCAGAAAAAUUUAUGAGGGGAGCUUUUCCUUUUAGUAUCAAUAAAGCCUAGUAAUUGGGUUUGUUGGUUACCUGAGUUAGUCUCUCUCCCUCUCCCUCUCUGCAAUGUUUUCAAAAAAUGGCAAGUGUAUGUACCUUUCUGUGGGGUUGUGUUUGUUUCAAAAGUCUGCCUAGAGAACGAUAAUCGUAGCUCCACGAGUGAAGAGUUUUGAAAGGUGAACGGUUGUUAUUUAAGAGGGAAAAAAUGUUGACAAUCGAAAGAGAAACAAUAUAAGAGGCAAUUUAAAGAUUUUCCCACUGGCUAUGAUAGAGAGAAAUCCACCUUGUUUACUUAAUAGUUUUCAUUUUAAUUUAAGUUUCACUGUAUUCUGACUCAUGGAAGGUAGGGAUAUGUGUGUUGUUUUCAGUAUAAGCUUCUAUAUUGUGAUACAUUCUAAAUAUUUAUUUUUAUUUUCUAAUCUUUUUUCAAAGCAUGUUGAUAGGAAAGAAUUUUUCCAUCUGGGAACCAAGCCCCAAUUUAAAAAUUAAAAAGACCUUUUAUGAACAA